AUGAGUUCCAAUACCUGCGCUCUCGCCGGCUGCUUUGCCGCUGUCUGGGUCGAUCGCAAUGGCGUACCGUCACAAUAUUGCUCUCGCUCGCAUAUGAGUGCGGCAACUCAGCAUCCUCCGCAAUCUCAGCAAUCUCAGCUCUGCAAGAAUUGCGGAGUCAAGCCCGUCUUUGUGGAGAAUGGCAAAGGUCAGUUCCUGCCAGUGUUCUGCACAGUGAAGAUGUGCCAAUUCGUACCGUCCGAGUCUAAACAGUGGGCACCAUCAGAGCCAGGGCGACAUGUGUCUUCUCGCCGGUUCUUCUCGAAGUGUCAUCGUCACAUGAGCAAUUUAAAAGUGUUCUACGAGCAGUGGAAGCAUCCAAACAAGAAGCGGCCGGAAGUGGUCAAGGUGUACAAAGUAUACCCUCAGAACAGUCAUAUGCAGCGGUUUCAAGCCUACAAAGCGAGAGUGCCGGACAACUCCAGAAGACGCUGGCAUGGAACAACUCGCCGCUGCCGCAUUGGCGACAGCGCACAAAAUCUCAACUUUUGCUUUAACGCACAGUGUGCGAUGUGUAACAUUCUACAGACUUCGUUCGAUUUGUCGAGAGCAGCGCGGGGCCCCGGCAGCUACCAGCGAUUCGGCGCGGUCGACUACAUCGACGAAGCGGGAGGCUCAAGCUACCGGGCAAUGAUCCUCACUGAUGUGACUAUGGGCAAGGCGGCUAAGCUCCGCAGUGAGGACAGGACUCUUACUCAGGCUCCUCCCGGAUACGAUUCAGUUGUCGGCGAGCCCGGAUUUACUUCGUGCGUGAAGUAUGACGAGGCUGUUGUAUACAAGAACGAGGCUAUCCGCCCGCUUUAUCUUGUUAUCCUCAAACCCUAG
Molecule: messenger RNA, 864 nt
Organism: Phanerochaete carnosa HHB-10118-sp
Lineage: Eukaryota; Fungi; Basidiomycota; Agaricomycetes; Polyporales; Phanerochaetaceae
Exons: 13
Coding region: 1-864 (287 amino acids)
Source: RefSeq, a predicted model, not a curated record